Molecule: messenger RNA, 9956 nt
Organism: Archocentrus centrarchus (flier cichlid)
Lineage: Eukaryota; Metazoa; Chordata; Actinopteri; Cichliformes; Cichlidae
Product: sodium channel protein type 2 subunit alpha-like
Exons: 27
Coding region: 249-6278 (2009 amino acids)
Biological process (GO): membrane depolarization during action potential; sodium ion transmembrane transport; neuronal action potential
Cellular component (GO): plasma membrane; voltage-gated sodium channel complex
Molecular function (GO): voltage-gated sodium channel activity; protein binding
Source: RefSeq, a predicted model, not a curated record
AAAUCAAAGGGGUCUUUAUUAAAUAAUAAGCCAUCAAGCGCCGACUGAAAUUCCUCUAAAGGAGGAGGACAGCGUUUAAAUCUUAAACCCACCGGCUCUCCGCUGAAAAAAAAAAAAGAAAGAAAGAAAAAGGAUUAUUCUGAGGAAUAUGGGAUCUACCUUCAGGGUCCUUACCUGCUGGGCACCGUAAUGGUGCUCCCUGUCCCAGCUGAGCCCCUCGCUUCCCUCUGAAGGAGCAGGAUGACAAGAUGGCACAGCUGCUUGUACCGCCCGGACCUGACAGCUUCCGCCCCUUCGUCCCCGAGUCGCUGGCCGCCAUCGAGAGGCGCAUCGUCGAGGAGGAGGCCCGGAGACGGGUGGAGCGCCGCAGCGACAGCGACGAUGAAAACGGGCUCAAGCCCAACAGCGACCUGGAGGCGGGGAAAUCUCUCCCCUUCAUUUAUGGGGACAUCCCUCCCGGCCUGGUGUCCACCCCUAUGGAGGACCUUGAUCCCUUCUACAGCGAUCAGAAGACCUUCAUAGUAUUGAAUCGUGGGAAGACAAUCUUCCGUUUCAAUGCCACUUCUGCUUUGUACAUCCUAAACCCCUUCAAUCCUCUGAGGAGGAUAGCUAUUAGAGUUUUAGUGCACUCGAUGUUCAGCAUGUUGAUCAUGUUCACCAUCCUGACCAACUGUGCUUUCAUGACCCUCAGUAAUCCCCCGGAUUGGGCCAAGAAUGUAGAGUACACAUUUACAGGGAUUUACACCUUUGAGUCACUUAUAAAGAUCCUGGCCAGGGGCUUCUGUGUGGGGAAGUUCACUUUCCUGCGGGACCCAUGGAACUGGCUGGACUUCAGUGUUAUCCUCAUGGCGUAUAUAACAGAGUUUGUAAACCUAGGCAAUGUUUCAGCUCUGCGGUUGAAGACCAUUGUUGGCGCACUGAUCCAGUCGGUAAAAAAGCUGUCAGACGUGAUGAUCCUCACCGUGUUCUGCCUCAGCGUCUUUGCCCUCAUCGGCCUCCAGCUCUUCAUGGGCAAUCUGAGGCAGAAGUGCGUGCGCAUACCAAUUUCCAGUAAUACGACUCAUUUGAACAACACACAAGAAAGCAACAGCACGUUCAUGGAGAACAUCACGUUUGUGGAGAACAUCACGUUUGUGGAGAACAUCACGGCAAACUCCUUCAACUGGGUAGACUACAUCAACGAUGAUAGUAACUACUAUUACCUCCCUGGCCGUAGGGAUGCUCUGCUCUGUGGAAAUGGCAGUGGUGCUGGGCUCUGCCCAGAGGGCUUUACGUGUAUUAAAGCAGGUCGCAAUCCAGACUACGGCUACACCAGCUUUGACACCUUCAGCUGGGCCUUCCUCUCCCUGUUUCGGCUCAUGACCCAAGACUACUGGGAAAACCUCUAUCAGCAGACUUUGCGUGCGGCAGGGAAGCCCUACAUGAUCUUCUUUGUGCUCGUGAUCUUCCUGGGAUCCUUCUACCUGGUCAACUUAAUCCUUGCUGUGGUGGCCAUGGCUUAUGACGAGCAGAACCAGGCCACCAUUGAGGAGGCCCAGCAGAAGGAGGAAGAGUUCCAGGCUAUGCUGGAGCAGCUGAAGAGACAGCAGGAGGAGGCACAGGUUGCCGCGGCAGCAGCCACAGAGAGCGGAGAAUACAGCGGGAGAGGAGGCCCCACCUCUGAGUCCUCCUCGGGGACGUCUAAGCUCAGCUCGAAAAGCGCCAAAGAGCGACGCAACAGGCGGAAGAAGAGGAAGCAGAGGGAGGAGGAGGAGGAGAGGGGGUGCCGUGACAAGUUCCACAAGUCUGAGUCUGAGGACAGCAUCAAGAGGUCCAGCUUCCGCUUCUCCAUUGAUGCCAACAGGCUUUCUUAUGAGAAGAGAUGCUCCUCACCCAACCAGUCUCUUCUCAGUAUCCGCGGCUCCAUCUUCUCACCUCGGAGGAACAGCCGUGCCAGUCUUUUCAGCUUCCGUGGCCGAGCACGCGACAUGGGCUCCGAGAACGACUUUGCCGACGACGAGCACAGUACUUUCGAGGAGAGCGACAGUCGCCGCGGCUCCUUGUUCUUGCCGCGCCGCCUUGAGCGCCGCUGCAGUGCCGUUAGCCAGACCAGCCUCGGGGCACCACGCAUAAUGCUGCCCGCCAACGGCAAGAUGCAUUGCGCCGUAGACUGCAACGGUGUGGUGUCACUGGUCGGUGGAACUUCUGUAACAACCUCUCCUGUAGGUCUCCUGCUGCCUGAGGGAACAACUACAGAUACUGAGCUUAAGAAACGGAGGUCCGGUUUCCAUCAGCCAUCUAUGGAUUAUUUAACUGAACCAGGCGGCCGGCAGAGAGCCAUGAGUGUGGCCAGUAUCCUCACCAACACCAUGGAAGAGCUUGAAGAGUCGAGACAAAAAUGCCCUCCCUGCUGGUAUAGAUUUGCUAACAUGUGCCUGAUCUGGGAUUGCUGUCCUGCGUGGCUGAAAAUCAAAGAGAUUGUCAGCAUGGUGGUCAUGGACCCAUUUGUGGAUCUGGCCAUCACAAUUUGCAUUGUCCUCAACACCCUUUUCAUGGCCAUGGAGCAUUACCCCAUGACAAAAGAAUUUGAUAAUGUCCUCUCUGUGGGAAACCUGGUGUUUACGGGCAUCUUCACAGCAGAGAUGUGCUUUAAGAUUAUUGCUCUGGAUCCCUACUAUUACUUCCAGGAGGGUUGGAACAUCUUUGACGGCAUUAUCGUUAGUCUCAGCCUGAUGGAGCUUGGCUUGGCUAAUGUUGAAGGCCUGUCUGUGCUCAGGUCCUUCAGAUUGCUGAGAGUCUUCAAACUAGCCAAGUCUUGGCCCACUUUGAACAUGCUCAUCAAGAUCAUCGGUAACUCCGUGGGAGCUCUGGGCAAUUUGACUCUGGUGUUGGCCAUCAUCGUGUUCAUCUUUGCCGUGGUGGGCAUGCAGCUGUUUGGCAAGAGCUACAAGGAGUGUGUAUGUAAGAUUUCAGAUGACUGCACGCUGCCCCGCUGGCACAUGCACGAUUUCUUCCACUCCUUCCUUAUCGUGUUCCGGGUGCUGUGCGGAGAGUGGAUAGAGACCAUGUGGGACUGCAUGGAGGUGGCAGGACAGACGAUGUGUCUUAUUGUCUUCAUGAUGGUCAUGGUCAUUGGAAACCUGGUGGUUCUAAAUCUUUUCCUGGCUCUGCUCCUGAGUUCAUUCAGUGCUGACAACCUGGCGGCAACUGAUGAGGACAGUGAGAUGAACAACCUGCAGAUUGCUGUGGGCAGGAUCCAGCGGGGCAUCGCAUUUGUCAAAAACACAGUGCGGCAGUUCCUCCAGAGCUUGUGCUUUGGCAGGGCCGGGAAAGGCUCCGGUCUGGCUGAGGAGAGCAAACCCCUGGAUGAGCUGCACAGUAAUGGCAAAGGCAACUGCAUCUCCAAUCACACCACAGUCGAAAUCACCAAAGACCCCAGUGGGGUGUACAUGAGUGAGGGCAACGGACGACCAGGAGGAGGGCUGGUCGUUGGGGUCGGUGUAGGUGGGGACACAACAGGGAAGUACCCGAUUGAGGACUGUGACUACAUGUCAUUUAUUCAUAACCCCAGCCUGACAGUAACAGUGCCUAUCGCUGUGGGCGAGUCAGACUUUGAGAACCUAAACACAGAAGAUUUCAGUAGCGACUCAUCUGACGUGGAGGGCAGCAAAGAGAAGCUCGACGCAGAGCCCCAGCCACUGAGCUCAUCGGAGGGGAGCACAGUUGAUAUCCGCCCCCCUGGAGACGGGGUUGAUUCAGUGGAGCUGGAACCAGAGGAGUCACUGGACCCAGAAGCCUGCUUUACAGAGGGCUGUGUGCGCAGGUUCCAGUGCUGCCAGAUCAGUGAAGAGGGAGACAAGUUUAAGAGCUGGUGGACACUCAGGAAAACCUGCUUUAUCAUAGUGGAGCACAACUGGUUUGAAUCCUUCAUCAUAUUCAUGAUCCUGCUCAGCAGUGGCGCACUGGCAUUUGAGGACAUUUACAUCGAGCAGCGGCGGACCAUCAAAACAGUGCUAGAGUACGCAGACAAGGUCUUCACUUACGUCUUCAUCCUGGAAAUGCUGUUAAAGUGGGUGGCAUACGGCUUUGUCAAGUACUUCACCAACGCCUGGUGCUGGCUUGAUUUCCUCAUUGUAGACGUGUCCUUGGUGAGCCUGGUAGCAAAUGCUCUGGGCUACUCUGAGCUUAGCGCCAUCAAAUCUCUGAGGACACUGCGAGCUCUCCGGCCCCUGAGGGCCCUGUCUCGGUUUGAGGGCAUGAGGGUCGUGGUGAAUGCACUGCUGGGAGCCAUCCCCUCCAUCAUGAAUGUGCUGCUGGUCUGUCUCAUUUUCUGGCUCAUCUUCAGCAUCAUGGGCGUCAACCUGUUUGCGGGCAAGUACUACUACUGCGUCAACACCACCACGGAUGAGCGCCUCUCCGCCGACGUUGUCAACAACAAGACAGACUGCCUGAAGUUAAUCAAUGACAGUGCCCGCUGGAAGAAUGUCAAAAUCAACUUUGACAACGUGGGAGCCGGCUAUCUGGCUCUGUUGCAAGUGGCAACAUUUAAGGGUUGGAUGGACAUCAUGUACGCAGCUGUGGACUCUCGAAAUCUGGAAGAACAGCCUGAAUAUGAAGUGAACUUGUAUAUGUACCUCUACUUUGUCAUCUUCAUCAUCUUUGGCUCCUUCUUCACCCUCAACCUGUUCAUUGGUGUCAUCAUUGACAACUUCAACCAGCAGAAGAAAAAGUUGGGAGGUCAGGACAUCUUUAUGACUGAAGAACAGAAGAAAUACUACAAUGCCAUGAAAAAGCUGGGGUCCAAGAAACCACAAAAACCUAUACCUCGACCAUCAAAUGCAUUUCAAGGCUGCGUGUUCGACUUUAUCACAAAGCAGGCCUUUGACAUCGUGAUCAUGAUCCUCAUCUGCCUUAACAUGGUGACCAUGAUGGUGGAGACAGAUGACCAGACGACAGAGAUGGACAGAAUCCUAUACUGGAUUAACCUGGUUUUCAUUGUGCUCUUCACUGGGGAGUGCGUGCUCAAGAUGAUCUCGCUGCGUCACUAUUACUUCACCAUUGGCUGGAACAUUUUUGACUUUGUGGUGGUGAUCCUUUCGAUCGUAGGUAUGUUUUUAUCUGAAGUUAUUGAGAAGUACUUCGUGUCCCCAACACUGUUCCGAGUGAUCCGAUUGGCCAGGAUAGGCCGAAUCCUCCGCCUUAUCAAAGGUGCCAAGGGCAUCCGGACGCUUCUCUUUGCCUUGAUGAUGUCACUCCCUGCCCUGUUCAACAUUGGCCUUCUCCUCUUUCUUGUUAUGUUUAUCUACGCCAUUUUUGGCAUGUCCAACUUUGCGUAUGUCAAGCGGGAGGCAGGAAUCGAUGACAUGUUCAAUUUCGAGACCUUCGGAAACAGUAUGAUCUGUUUGUUUCAGAUUACCACAUCAGCUGGGUGGGAUGGCCUGCUGGCACCCAUACUGAACAAGAGGGAGCCUGACUGUGACAGCCAGCUGGAGCACCCGGGCAACUCAUACAAAGGCAAUUGUGGCAGUCCAUCAGUAGGCAUCUUCUUCUUUGUCAGCUACAUCAUCAUCUGCUUCCUCAUUGUGGUCAACAUGUACAUUGCGGUCAUCCUGGAAAACUUCAGUGUGGCCACAGAGGAGAGCGCUGAGCCGCUGAGUGAGGAUGACUUUGAGAUGUUCUAUGAAGUGUGGGAGCGCUUUGAUCCCGAUGCCACACAGUUUGUGGAGUACAGCAAGCUCUCUGACUUUGCAGAUGCUCUGGAUCCACCUCUACGCAUACCGAAGCCUAAUAUGAUUCAGCUCAUCUCCAUGGACCUGCCCAUGGUGAGUGGUGAGCGUAUCCACUGCCUCGACAUCCUUUUUGCCUUCACCAAAAGAGUUUUGGGUGAAGGUGGAGAAAUGGACAUGUUACGCGGACAGAUGGAGGAGCGCUUUAUGGCCUCCAACCCCUCUAAGGUGUCUUAUGAGCCCAUUACCACCACCCUGCGCCGCAAACAGGAGGAAAUGUCUGCCAUAAUCAUCCAGAGAGCCUUCCGGCGCUACAUGAUCCGCCUGGCCAUGAAGAAGGCCUCAGCCCUCUACAAGGAGCAGUUGAAGGAGGGCAUCCAUGACCCUGACAAGGAUGUGAUGGUCAUUAGCAAGUUUAAUGAGAACUCCACGUCAGAGAAAAUGGACAUGACCCCCUCCACAGCCUCCCCGCCCUCAUAUAACAGUGUGACGAAGUCGGAUAAGGACAAAUAUGAAAAAGAAAAUAGAGAAAGAGAAAAUAAAACAAAAGACUUGAAAGACCGAAAGAAAUAGACUUCUUAAAAAGGAACAAAAAAAAUAAUGCUUCAGAGACAUGAGGGAACUUUGUUUAAAGCUUACAUAUAGGGGGGGUAUAUAGAUUCACCUUUGUGUAGAUUGUUCAAACAUGAGAAAUCUAUGCCAGGUAGGCAUAGACUGGGAAUGUGGUCAUGUCAAUAUAUGGGAUGUUCUCAGAGGGGGGAAUAUGGAAACAAACUAUCCAGCAGACACUGCCAGAGUUUGAGUGGGAAAUGGAACAGCCUCUCUGCAAAAUGCUUGUGAUUUUCCUAUUGGUUGUUGUUAAUAUCUGACACACUUGAGUGUACUGUUAAGUUUUCUGUAGCUAGUGCUGCUGCUACUACUAUAAAUCCAGUGUCUUGAAUUUAACAAUCGCUGUAUCACGUAACAAUUACUCCACAUUCUUCUGUGAAGUUUCUUUUUUCAGUUGCAAAGUUUCUUUUUUUUUUUUUUUUUUAAUGAGAAAGAAUGUUUUCUACUCUUUUGUUUAAUUAUCGUGAGAAUGUGUCCACUGCUUUCACUGUUGUAAAAAUCACCAAGGGCAGACUAAGUCAAUGCUGGAAAAUACAACAACCACCUGAAACUCGUACAGUGCAGGGUCAGUGCCAGAAUGCUCUUGGUUCAAACAGUAUACAAAGCUGAAAUAACGAACACGCCACUAAAGUGCAAUGAACAAAGACAUUGCAUUCACUGAUGUACCAUCACUGAUUGUUGAAAUCUGUAUUGUGCUUCUAUCUGGACUGCUGUGUUCCUGUUUCAGCAGAAAUUACAAGUCUCCAAAUACAGAGAAGCUGAAUGUAUGCAAACUGAAGGAAUGAGACACAUUACAAGAAACUUAUGUUUUGGGAAAUACUCUUGGUUGCUCUUUUACAGAGAGUUUGAUGACAAAAUUGCUACCACACUCAUUUCUGUCUAAAGCUAGAGCUGAAUAAAGCACGAAGGCCUGACUCAGACAAAAGGUGUCAGACAUCUAGAUUUUCUGUUUCAGAAUGUAUGUAUAUAGAAAAUUUGAGGUAAUUUUAGCUUACUACUAAAAUAACAGCGGUAGCCUUACAUGCAUUAGGUUAUGCAAAUUCUUUAUCGGUGAAUUUAACCAUAGUUGCAUCAAGCUGUUUCUGUUGGAGUCAGAAGAGCCAAAGGUGCUGACAGGCAUUUUGGGUAUCACCAUUAGUCUUGGCACGGUGCUGUAGUAAUAAUGGGAUGACACUGGUUGUGAACACAAAACUAUUAGUUUUAUUUGGCCAAAUAUGUUAUUUUAAUGCAAAGUUAUCAUUGUUUUAGAUGUCUUUGCUCCAAGACAUCGGCAGUGAGUGAGGGUUAAGGUUAUGUUACUAGGGUUUAAUGGCCAGUCUAGUUUAUACCGCUGGAGGUCGAGGAAAUAUAUCAACAACAAUUGUGAAUAGUUUCAUUGCUACCAGUGUCAAAACCAAUCACGUGAAAGUUUAUAUGUAGAGCUAAAUUGUUUUAGUUUUUUACUGCUAUGUAAUUUUUAUGAUGGAUAAUGUUGAAGGCUUCCAGAACAUUGUCAGUUUAGGAUUUAAAAAUAACCUGUUAAUAGUCUUAUGCAAAGCCCUUCACAUAAUGCACAUUGCUGACCACCCUGAUUACAGUCUUCAUGCUAAGUUAACCACAGUUCAGCAGUAGUUUCUUUUUUUUCCCCUUCUAACCUCCCCACAAUAUUACUUUUUUAAUAAAUGAUCAUUUUAAAUUCUUGGUUGAUCUGUUUUCCUUUGCUCUUUGUCUUUUAGUUCCUAUCUGUGCAGCUAUCCCCUACUUAUGUGGUUAACGUGAGGGCACUGGUUUAGCAAGUGACCUGUAUGUUGUAAGGCUAUUGCAGAGGUCUGGGUUUGAAUCUGCCCCGGGCCAUGUCCUCUGUGUCUUCCCUCUGUUUGCUCUCCCAGCUUUCCUGUCUAGUCUAAGCUGUCCUGUCAUCAUAAAGGCUAGACAGGCCCCCCCCCAAAAAACUUAGUUAAAAAAACUGGUUAAACUAAGCUAAUUAGCUCCAAGCACCACAUUUAGCUAAUCCACAGACGUUAAGCGCGGUAAAGAUCUUCUCAUCUAACUCCUGGCACAGAAGCAAAUAAGCACAUUUCCCAAAACACUCCUUUGAAAAGAGCACUCAAACCUGCUCGUUCACCCGCUGUCUUAGUGCAGUGUCUUUCCAAGACGUUUGUUGUCCUCCCUUCAUCCUCCAUCCCACCUCUUCCCAGAACUCCUGUAAAGAACACAUCUUAAAUAAUGAAAUAUAAUAAAAAAAAUUCUUUCUAACUGCUGUCAAGAUAGAACAUUACAAUAUAUCACAUUUAAGGUUGGUUAUAAUAUCACAGAUGUUUGUUUGCCAUUCAUGUUUAAAUUGAGAAGCACGUGGUUUAAUGUAGUGGUUUGGUUUGUAAAUAAUAUAGAUAUUUGGGCUCACAGUAUGCAUCACACUUACAUUUGAUGUAUAAGAUGAAGCACUUUUUAUCCCUACUGCUAUGUAAUACCACGUGUGGCGGUCAUACUUGUGUGUGUGAGACACAGCGUGAGUGUGUCUGUAUUUGUGUGUGUGUGUGUGUGUGUGUGUGUGUAUCUAUGUAAGAAAGACUGCGAGAAUGUAAGCAUCUGUCUCUUUAUGUGAGCGAGUGUGUUUAUGUGCAAUUGGGGUCUGCAGGUUGCUUAUUAUAAAUAACAUUUUCACUGUAGAUAUGAGUGCAUUUUUACCGUCUUUGGAUUUGAUUUACAUUUUUCUAGAAGUUUUUUUUUUUUCUUUCUGCACUGUAACCUUAGCCAGUAUAAAAGAUGGACGUAACUACUGUGAUGUCACGUGAUGGUUUCUGAAGUCCCUUUUUGAAGCCUUGAGAUGAACAUUUCCACUGUCGCCAUCUUUGUUGCAUGAAACUGGGGUGGGUCUCACUGUGAAACCGCUUGCUCGUUGGCUAAGGACUUAUGAUUGACAAGUUGUUAGCCAGUGAGGUCCUUUUUUGAAACCAUGACCAAGAUUUGCAAAAUAGUUUUUAGUUUUCUUUUAUUCAGUGUGACCCAAAAUGAGUAACUGAGACAAUGAACUCAGCAGCAAAGUGUUUACAGAGAUGAAGAAACGAGAGAAAAAAAAAAAAAAAGCCUUUUUCCCAAUGACUUCUAUAGGAUUGGAAGUCUUUUUGCAACCACAGCUAUUGCCAUCUGGUGGCCUUCAGAUAGAAUGCAGGUUUUUAGACACUUUCACAUUGGCUUUAUUUUUCCGACCAAGAAGCUAUGUCCAUCUUUUUUACUGUCUGUGACUGUAACGCGUGACGAAACACAUGUAUGGUCCCCAUAUCUGUAGAUACAAACCAUGAAGCAAUCAGUAGCCAUCUUUCAUUGCGCUUGUAGUGUAUUAGUGAACUGCAUGCAAGAAGUGACUACUGUCCGCUCAUAUGGUAAUAUAAUUUCAAAGCCAAAAGAAUAAAGGACAUAUUUUUUUGUAAAUGCUUGUUUACUUUCUCCAUUUCCUUUCCUGUCUUUACUUUCAGGGUCUAAAUGUUUAUUCUGUGAGUGACAUCAGCGCUUUGAUCUGUGAUCUGAACCUGAAGUAUGAUUCCUUUACAGGUUAACAGGAUCAUUCAUGUGAUUCAAGUACAUGUUACACCUGACUGUGUAUCAAUUUGCAAAAUGUGACAAGUGACAUUUUUUUUUGUUAUAACCAAAGAUGUGGCAACA